Molecule: messenger RNA, 1950 nt
Organism: Achroia grisella
Lineage: Eukaryota; Metazoa; Arthropoda; Insecta; Lepidoptera; Pyralidae
Product: sodium-dependent neutral amino acid transporter B(0)AT3-like
Exons: 10
Coding region: 1-1950 (649 amino acids)
Biological process (GO): sodium ion transmembrane transport
Cellular component (GO): membrane
Source: RefSeq, a predicted model, not a curated record
AUGUUAAAUUCUUUACGGCUCAAGAACUGGGUAAACUGGCCCGUUGUUAGGGCACAUGCAUGUACAAUAGCUGUGGCAGUAUCCUUUAACAGCACGUGGCGUGUACCAAGGGAUGGAUUCCGUUAUGGAGGUCUCACUUAUGGAAUUGUAUUUACUUUCGUCAUGAUUUUCCUGGCCCUACCUGUCGCUUUACUGCAGUUAUCUGUGGGUCAGUUGAGUCAGCAAGAUGCUGUGGGGAUUUGGAAAGCUGUUCCAUUCUUUAAGGGUGUUGGCUACAUCAGGCUACUUAUUUCAUUCAUUGGCUCUGUGUACACUGUGAUUCAUAUGGCCCUACUAAUUACGUACUUUUUUUAUACACUCAGCAACUCAAUACCGUUUUUGGAAUGCAUCGAUGAUUUUCUACCUGAGGACGUUGAUGAGAAUAUUACUGCAUCGGCAUGUCUUAAUAACACAUUCUUAGCGCCUGUGAACGAGCAACCUGAAUACUACACGGCGAUGUCGUCAGUUAUAAUAGCGCUUUGGAUCGCGUUUCCCUUUCUGCUUUUUAAUCCAGUAAAAAUGAUGAAACGCAGCUUUUACGGACUUACGCCUUUGGUUAUUCUGCUAUGGAUAAUAAUUGUAUCAAUAAUAGGAGAUGGAAGCAAUUUUCAUUAUUUCCAACAAACAGAGGACUGGCAAUCGUUUAUGAGUGCUGAUAUUUGGUAUGCUGCGAUCACACAAGCCCUACUCUCAUCACAGAUUGCGGGAGGGUACCUCAUAUCUGCUGGAGAUGGUAUAUACUCUAGUACUAAUGUGCAGUGGUCGGCGAUGGCGAUAGUAGGUGCUAACUUACUAGCGGGCUGGGUCGGAUUACUGUUCUGGUUCGCAAUAGGUAGCGACGACAAGGACAAUAGUCCCGUCGCCGUUCUUCUGCAGAUAUACGAAAUCGCCAACAGUAAUGAACUUAGAAAUGUGUGGCCGCUAUUAAUGUUUGCUACUUUAUUUUUAUCAGGCGUUAUCACAAUGUUAACACAACUGUACCCACUGUUCGAUCAUUUUCGUCGAAUUGGCGGUUACAAGUGGAGAUUCGUCUGCGUCGCUAAUUCGUUGUUGGGCACUGCAGCUGCACUGGCUACUCUAGUAGGUGGAAUGCCCGCUUUGCAGCUUUUAGAAGACAUAACUGUACCUUUGCUAAUUAGUAUGGCAACUAUAAUUGAAAUUCUAGCCUUUGUUUUUAUUUAUGGUUGGAAAGCCUUAGUUGAAGACGUAGAGUUCCUAACUGGCGCUAAACUGGGAACAUAUUGGGUAUGGGGUUGGUGUGCCGCGCCAGGCAUCAUAACUCCUUUCCUAUUGUGGUGGCUGGUCGUUUCUCUUAUGGAAUUGAAUUUCACGGAACCACCAUGGGAAGCCAGUGGGAUAUUCUCGGCGAUGGCUCUAGUGAUACUCAUUGUACUAAUAUUCGCGGUAGUGUCCAUAGCCAAACAGGUGCAGUACGAUUUUGUAUCGAAAGUGAAGUCAUCAUUCCAACCAUCACGACAUUGGGGCCCGCGAGAUCCCAUAACUCAUUACUACUGGAUGGCGCGUCGCGAAGAGGUGGAGACGGGUCCUGGUGUCCGAAUGAGAUACCACAGGCGCCAGUUAGGCCAGUUUUCAGGCUGCGCUAGUGUUGUGACCGCGUCAGAUGUUGGCGAGAUUAGGGACAAGGAUACAAAUAUCGAUAUCAAAAGACGAUCUAACUCCGACGAUUGGAUAUACACAGUGUACAGGCGAAAGUAUUUAGAAGGAACACUUAAAGACUUUUUGGAGUUAAGCAAAAAGCGUACUAAGUCAUUGGACUGGGCGUUCUCUAAGAAAGGGGAGGUCGAACAGAAGCAUUUGGAUAGCAAUAAUUAUUUUGCACUCGUUGAAUCACUAUAUUCUGUUAGAGAGAAUAAGAACAAUGUUGUUUAUGUUAAGAAUAUAUUAAAAUAA